CAGUUGGCAGCUGUCACUGUGUGAGGGGAGGCAACAGGUGACUAGUGCAGACGGCGAGCGUAGCAGCAUCUGUGGCCAGGCAGUGUGUUUGGCGUUAGGCGACCCUUCUAGCGAGAGGGUUCAUGGAGACCGAGCCUGGUAUCGUGUCUCCGUUCAAGAGAGUCUUUCUGAAAGGAGAGAAGGGGAGAGACAAGAAGGCCCAGGAGAAGGCCACCGAGCGCAGAGCACUCCACACCUUCUCACUCUCUCAACCCGACCACCGUAUAGACCCUGACAUCCUGCUUAAUGACUACAUUGAGAAGGAAGUCAAAUACUUGGGGCAGCUAUCAUCAGUUCCAGGAUACUUGAACCCAUCAAGUCGCACAGAAGUGCUGCAGCUCAUUGACACGGCAAGGAAGUCCCAUCAGUUGGUGGGCCAGCUGACAUCGGAGCAGGACGCCGUGGUGAGCUUGUCGGCGUACAACAUAAAGCUAGUCCGGCGCGACGGAGAAGACAUCAUCCUGAGAGUGCCCAUCCAUGAUAUCGCUGCUGUGUCCUACAUCAGGGACGACUCUCUGCACCUCGUGGUGAUCAAAACAGGUGAGAAACAUUGUUUACAUUGUAAAGAUGUUUAAAUGAAGUGGUCAAAUAAGUCAUGUUGUGAAUUUACAGUAGAGAAAAGUCACCUGCAGUCCUGUUUUUAAACAUGUUUUGUUUUAAUUGUAGCCAACAUCA
Molecule: messenger RNA, 714 nt
Organism: Notothenia coriiceps (black rockcod)
Lineage: Eukaryota; Metazoa; Chordata; Actinopteri; Perciformes; Nototheniidae
Product: malcavernin-like
Exons: 4
Coding region: 123-614 (163 amino acids)
Biological process (GO): heart development; vasculogenesis
Source: RefSeq, a predicted model, not a curated record